AUGUCGGAAAUUGAAGUGAAUAAUUUUAAUAAUAAUGAUGAUGAUGAUCAAACACGUCAAACUGAAUCGGAACAAAGAUAUACACCAUAUAGUAGUAUAAAACGAAGUCAGUCUGAUGAUCAUUUAACUCCAGUCAUAGUCGAUGAUGAAUAUGAACCACAACCAGCCUCACCACGUCGAGUAAAACCUAGUUCAAAACCUGCAAAAUUAAGUUAUAUACCAAAACUUAAAACUUCAAAAAAUAUUUCAACAUCAAUGAUUAUUACAAGAAACAAAUCACCAGUACAGAAAUGGAAUGGAACACCAGCAUCAUCAUCAAAGACACCUCGACCGAUGGCAGUUAUACCACAAAUUAGUCGUCGUCCAGUACAAGGUGUUUUAAUUCGAUUGUUUCGUAAUGGUGAUGCACAUCAUAUUGGUGUUAAAGUUGGAAUAAAUGAAUUAGAAUUUAAGUCCUGGGAAGCAUUUCUUAAUUAUUUAAAUCGUCAACAAAAACUUACUUUACCAUCUGGUGGUAUUCAACAUGUCUAUGCUCUAAAUGGUCAUGAAAUUCGUUCAAUAAAUAAAUUUCAAAAUCGUCAAUCAUAUGUUGUUGCAACUGGUAUAUUUCUUAAAACAAAAUAUCUACAUGUAAAUGAUGCAUUUAAUGAUGAUUCUGAGUCAAAUGUUAAUCAACCACCAGCUCCUAAUGGAAAUACACGAGCAUUAUCAAUGAAACGAUGGCGUUUACCAGCAGCAAAUAAUGAACAAAUAUUUAUAUUACCAUAUUCUCGUUUAAAUCUUUAUGAAAGUAUUCUUUUAAAUCGAAAUACUACAACAACAUAUGAUCAAUGGUUAAGUGAAGAAGUAACAGAUUUACUUUCACAUUAUAUUGGUAAUGAUAUUAUUACACAUUUAUAUGCAAUAACAAAAACUGUUUUUGCUGAAGUAACAAGUUUUUCAUAUUUAUUUAAUACACUUAAAACAACGGAUAAAUUUAUUGCAUGUACAGAUGAAGAAUUUCAACAUGCUAAACGUUAUUUAGCAACAAUGCAACCUGAUGAAUUUUUUGCUAAUAACCUAUGGCCACGACGACAAGUGACUACAAUUCAAAGAUAUGUUCCUAAACCAGUUAACAUCGAUGCAAAUCUAUCGAUUAGUUGGGUUCAUGGUUAUGAUGGUACUAAAGAACAAACAAAAAAUAUUUAUGCUUUAGCUGAAAAUGAAAUACUCUAUGUAAUUGGUUCAAUAUGUGUUAUAUAUGAUCCAGAAGUAAAACAACAACGGUUUUAUACUAAACAUAAUAAUCCAAUAACUUGUGUUAGCACUCAUAAAUAUCAUACAAUAAUUGCUUCAGCUGAUUCAGCUUCAUCAAAAGAACGUUCAUAUGCUACAAUACAUAUUUGGGAUUAUGAGAAACUUGAAACUUUAGCUGAAAUACGAAAAGAUCAAUUUGGUUCGGAUAUAUCUCUCUUAUCAUUUUCACCUAAACCAGAUGAUAAUUUAAUUCUUAUUGUUUCGCGUGAUAAACCAAAAGUUCUUUUAUUUUUUGAUUGGAAACGUAAUGAAAUAAUCUAUAGUAUCACCAGUAAAUCUGAUAAAAUACUUUCGGCAUUAUUUGUAUUUGAUACAAUUGAAUGGAUUGUAUGUAUAACACAACAACAUUUAAUUUUUUAUCAAAUUAAUUGGAAAUCAAAACCAUUACGUAUAGCUACACAAAGAGAAUCAGAAGUUCAAAAUAUUUAUACAGGUGCAGUUGCAUGCGAUCAUUCCGGUGAAUUAUUAGUUAUCGGUGAUAAAGUUGGAAGUAUACAUAUUUGGACUUUAGUUGAUAAUGAACCAAAAUUAGAAGAAGUACAAGAAAGUAUUUUAGAGAAUGAUGUACAUCUUGUCGUAUGUAUCAAUCAAGAAACCUUUCUUCUGGCAAAUGGACAAAAUCAAAUAAAACUUUGGAAUGUUAAUUUAAAUACAUUUGAUGAAAUACAAUUAAAUGAUACUUAUGGUUCGAUACAAUCAAUUUGUCAUAUUGAAAAAGGAUUAGCGAUUGGAACUAAAUUAAAUUAUAUUCUAUUGAAAGAAAUUGAUAAUGAACAAAUUGAUGUUAUUAUGCGAGGACAUAGAACUCCAUCAAUGUGUAUAUGUUGUAAUAAGAAUACGGAUGAUUUCUUUUCUAUAAGUUCGGAUCGACAUUUAUUUAAAUGGAAUAAUAAAACGAGAUCAGUUGAAUGGGCCGUUAAAUCUCCGCAAUUAAUUUCAUGUGCUGCUUUACAUCCAGAACGAAAUAUAAUUGUUCUUGGAACGGAAACAAGCAAAUUACUUAUAUAUGAUACAUUAUCUUCAUUUUAUAUAACAACAAUAUCAUUAAAGACUAAUACAGGUGUAAAAUCCGUUCGAUUUUCACCAGAUGGUGCAGAUUUAGCAAUUGGAUUACAAAAUGGAGCAGUUUUCAUUUUCAGUGUAUUAGGUAAUGGAGAAUUUCAUCUUCGAACAGAUGGAACACUGCAGAAUAAUAAUGUACCUGUCACUGAUAUUAUAUGGUCAAUUGAUUCUAGUUAUCUUCUUGCUGUUUAUAGUGAUAAUAAUUAUAAUAUUUGGUUAAUGCCAUCGUUUGAUAUUGUCAAAGAAAAAAAUAUUCAAAAUAUUCCAUGGCAACAAGCAACACAUCCAAUGGCUUGCAAUACAAUUGACAAAUCAAUUAUGGAAAUGCAAACAUCUGCCAUCGUUUUAUCACCUAAUCUUGUUCUAUGCUGCAGUAAAGAUGGUCAGAUUCGUUUAUUUGGCAAUUUUUAUGAACGAAGUUCUCAAAUUUUACAAACUGGUCUUGGUUCUGUCCAAAAUAUGAUACCAUCUACAAAUAACAAUGCAUAUCUAUUAUCAAUAAAUAAUAGUCCUGCUAUUGUUGAGGUCAUAAUAAACGUUGAAUCACAAUAA
Adineta steineri is the source of this 2910-nucleotide messenger RNA. The record is from the annotation of a GenBank genome assembly. NCBI's taxonomy places the organism in Eukaryota, Metazoa, Rotifera, Eurotatoria, Adinetida, Adinetidae.